AUGGCUACCCCUAGUGUCCUCGCUUUUGACGCUGAGGGUCGGGCCAUUGACUUUGACGUCCGGAUAGAUGACCUGCAGCUUCUCUUACAGUGCGAUAGGGCGGACGGUCUCUCUCUCUUUGACCUCACCUCUGGUGCCUCUCCUGCCCCUGCUGCUGAUGCUGACGCCACUGUCUCCUCACAGCGGGCCACGCGCGAUGCUGCUGCACUUCUUGCUGUGCGUCGCCACCUGCCUACCUCUGAGCUCACCCGCCUCCCUAACUCCCUUCGCGUAGUCAGAGACCACUUCCUCUCAGUUUGCCCCACCACCCUCACCGUUGACCUCCUCGAGAAGGCCCUCCUAGCAGCGGGGAAGAGCAUAGUCACUGUAGGAGCCUCUCGUGGUGACCCUCGCACCCCCAUCUUUGAGUGCGGCGUCUACCCCGCAAGGGCAAGGGGGGCAGGGGCGCUGGAGGAGCUUGCGGGGGCGGUGGAGGCGGCGGUGGAGGCGGCGGAGAGAGUGGGGGUGGCGGUGGGGGUGGUGGCGGGGGCGGAGGUGUCGGUGGCGGCAGUGGAGGCGGAGGCGGCGGCGGUGGCGGUUGGAGCGGAGGUGGUGGCGGAGGUGGCGGCGGUGGAGGAGGCGGUGGCGUAG
Closterium sp. NIES-65 is the source of this 630-nucleotide messenger RNA. Lineage: Eukaryota; Viridiplantae; Streptophyta; Zygnematophyceae; Desmidiales; Closteriaceae. The record is from the annotation of a GenBank genome assembly.